Molecule: messenger RNA, 1854 nt
Organism: Aegilops tauschii subsp. strangulata
Lineage: Eukaryota; Viridiplantae; Streptophyta; Magnoliopsida; Poales; Poaceae
Molecular function (GO): protein binding
Source: RefSeq, a predicted model, not a curated record
AUGGAGUUCUGCGACUGGCACAGGAUCACGUGCAGCGCGACUUCCCCCCGGCAUGUCGUUGCGCUGGACCUUGAAUCCCAAGGCAUCUCAGGCACCAUAGCACCUUGCAUCGCCAACCUCACUUGGCUGGCAAAGCUCCAGCUGUCCAACAAUAGCUUUGGUGGCGGUGUACCGUCCGAGCUUGGCCUCCUGGGCCGACUCACCAACCUCAACCUCAGCAUGAACAGUUUGGAAGGUAACAUCCCACCUGAACUCUCUGCAUGUUCCCAGCUCCAAAUUCUGGGCUUGUGGAACAAUUUCCUCCAUGGAGAGAUCCCACAUAGCCUUAGCCAAUGCAAGCGCCUUCAAGAGAUUAACCUUGCAAACAACAAGCUCCAAGGGAGCAUUCCUCCUGCUUUUGGAGACCUUCCUGACCUGCGCAUACUAGUUCUCGCCAAAAAUACACUUACUGGCACCAUACCGUUGUCUUUGGGAAGCAGUCGUCAUCUUAUGUAUGUCGAUCUCGGGAUCAAUGCUCUUGGAGGGGUCAUCCCGGAGUCCUUGGCAAAUAGUUCAUCUCUUCAAGUACUUAGGCUCAUGAGCAAUAGUCUUACUGGAGAACUCCCAAAGGCUCUCCUCAACACUUUGUCACUAGGUGCCAUUUGCCUCACAAGAAACAAUUUUGUUGGUUCCAUACCUUCUGUUACUGUCACCUCUUCCCCUCUUAAGCAUCUCUAUUUAGGGGAAAACAAUCUUUCAGGAAGAAUACCUUUCUCACUAGGGAACCUUUCCUCCCUACUUCAUCUUCAUCUCACAAACAAUCAUUUAGUUGGGAGCAUCCCGGAGAGCUUAGGUUAUAUUCCAACAUUAGAGAAAUUGAUCUUGAGUGCAAACAACUUAUCUGGACCGGUUCCACCGUCUAUCUUCAACAUGUCAUCCCUGAAAAGUCUCGCCGCAUUCGACAACUCACUUGUCGGAAGAUUACCCUUCGACAUCGGCUACACCCUCCAUAAUAUUGAGUACUUAAUACUCACAGGGAACAAUUUUGAUGGACCAAUUCCAGCCUCUCUUCUCAAAGCUUACCGCCUAUGCUGGCUUCUCCUUGAUAGUAAUAGAUUUAUUGGAUCCAUACCAUUCUUCGGUUCAUUGCCAAAUUUGGAGCGUCUCGAUUUGGCAUCCAACAAGCUAGAAGCAGAUGAUUGGGGAUUUGUCUCUUCACUAUCUAACUGCUCCAGAUUGUACAUGCUGGCCCUGGAUGGAAACAAUCUUAAUGGGAAAUUGCCAAGUUCUAUUGGAAAUCUUUCAAAUAGUCUUGACUCCUUGUGGCUGAAUAGCAACCAAAUUUCUGGACCUAUACCACCGGAGAUUGGCAACCUUAAGAGCCUCAGUACAUUGUACAUGGAUUACAAUUUUUUCACUGGUAAUAUACCACCAACAAUUGGGAAAUUGUACAAAUUGGUCGAGCUAUCCGUUGCACAUAACAGCUUUACUGGAUCCAUACCAUAUUUCGGCUCAUUGCCAAAUUUGGAGGAACUCGAUUUGGCACACAACAAGCUAGAAGCAGAUGAUUGGGGAUUUGUCUCUUCACUAUCUAAUUGCUCCAGGUUGACCAUGCUGGCCUUGGAUGGAAACAAUCUCAAAGGGAAAUUGCCAAGUUCUAUUGGCGAUCUUUCAAACAGCCUUGACUCGUUGUGGCUGAGUAACAACGAAAUUUCUGGACCUAUACCACCGGAGAUUGGCAACCUUAAGAGCCUCAGUACAUUGUACAUGGAUUACAAUUUUUUCACUGGUAAUAUACCACCAACAAUUGGGAAAUUGCACAAUUUGGUCAAACUACACUUAGCACAAAACAUGCUUUCAGGCCAGAUUCCAUAG